AGUAACACCUUGAGAGGUGCAUCGUCUCAUGCAUGUCGACGUCUUCAUGGUCGCUUCAUUUUUUAAAGGAUGAAGCAUGUGAAGAUCGUACAUCUGCCGCUGGUCUUUGCUUUCCUGCACGCCUGCUUUGGACAAGCAGACUUUGCCCCUUACUUCUUCGACAAUGGACCGUACAGCCACAGCGGGAACAUGGCCCUGUUCAGUCUCUCAGAGGACACACCUGUUGGUACACAAAUCUAUUGCCUUAAUGGCACCGACCCAGAGGGCCAGGAGGUGAGCUACGGCCUCUCCUUCGACCCAGGCUCCAAGGAGUACUUCAGAGUCAACCCCGAGACAGGAAACAUCACCUUAGUGGAAAAGCUCGACAGAGAAAAACAAGAUUCUUUCGAUGUUCUGGUCAGCAUCACGGACGGGAAAAGCGAGGUUGUGGAAAGAGUGACGAUAUUUGUGAUGGACGCGAACGAUGAGAAACCCGAACUCCACAACAUGCCUGCAAUCAUUGACGUACUGGAGACGACAGAAUCCGGACACAGCAUCUUCAAAGCGGCGGCAGUGGACAGAGACACGGGCUCAGGGGGCUCGGUCACCUACUACCUCCUGAAUGCACAUUCCAGUUUGUUUACGAUUGACAGACACAGCGGAGUUAUUCGCAUCAAGCCUGAGGAGACGCUGGACUAUGAGAAAACAAAGACACAUUUUGUCACUGUCAUUGCAAAGGAUGGGGGAGGUAAUUUCAAUGACAAAGAGCAGUUUUUGUCCUCCUCUGCGACCCUGACAAUUAAUGUGAUAGACGAACAGGACACGCCGCCAUCUUUUAUCGGCACGCCUUACUUUGGCUACGUUUACGAAGUGUCGACGCCGGGUUCUGAGAUAUUCACAGUUGUGGCCAAAGAUGGGGAUGUGGGGAACCCAAAUCCAAUUCGUUAUUCUUUCGACGAGGGGGAUGAUGGAGUUUUUAGCAUCAACGAGACAAGUGGCCUCAUCACCCUGCUGACAAGUCCCAUUUAUCUCAAGAGAGAAAUCUUUAACAUUAAAGUCAAGGCAUCCGAAGUGAGUCCAAGAGGCAGACUCCUGGACUACGGGGUGACCACGGUGGUGAUCCGUGUGGUGGACCUGAAUAACAACCCGCCGACUUUCUACGGUGAGAACGGCACCCAAAGCAUGUUUGAGCUGACCAUGUACGAGCACCCCCCGGAAGGGGAGAUACUCCGGGGGCUGAAAAUCACAGUGAAUGACUCCGAUCAGGGAGCCAAUGCAAAAUUCAACCUGAAGCUGAUCGGGCCUGGAAGGAUGCUGCGAGUGGUCCCACAGACGGUACUGAACGAGGCCCAAGUCACGAUAUUGGUGGAAGAUUCUGCAGCCAUGGAUUACGAGAAACACCACUUCCUCACUUACAAGCUCCUUGCUGUUGAGGUCGACACGCCGGAGAGGUUCAGCUCCACGGCCGACAUCGUCAUCCAUCUCCUGGACACCAAUGACAACGCGCCCAAAUUCUCCUCAGACUACUACAUCGCCAGAAUCCCAGAGAAUUCACCUGGCGGCUCCAACGUUGUGUCAGUCCUGGCAAUAGACCCGGACUCUGGACCAUGGGGUGACGUGAAGUACUCCAUCUAUGGAUCUGGUGCUGAUUUGUUCUUGAUCCAGCCUUUAACUGGCAUCAUCUAUACACAGCCGUGGGCCAGCCUGGAUGCAGAAGUGAGGUCCAAGUACAACUUCUACGUCAAGGCAGAGGACUCUGAAGGCAAGUACAGCCUGGCUGAGGUCUUCGUCACCGUGUUGGACCUGAACGACCACCCGCCUGCUUUCAACGAUAACUUCCUGGAGAAGACCAUGGUGAUAGGAGCUCCAGUUAAAAUCGAGGCUGUUGAUGAGGACGCAGAGGUGCCCAACAACGUUAUAGAGUACGCCAUCAUGAAAGCUGACCCGGACAACAACAUCUUUGAUAUCGACUGCGACACCGGCGAGAUCAACCUAAAGUCUUAUAUCAAGUCCAUGGCCAUCAUUCAGAACAUCACCAAGCAGAAAGACUGCACCUGGUCCCUCGUGGUCCAGGCCCGGGACCGAGGACAGCCGUCGUUCAGCACCACCGCCGUGGUCAAGAUAGACAUCACCGAAGCUACCCAACUCAAGGGGGGGCCGUUGGGAUCGUUUUUAAUGCACAAUAGAAACAAGCCCUUGCAAAUCGUAGGCAUGCUGGCAGGCGUCAUUAGUUUAAUGGUCAUAGUCACGGUCAUCAUCUCCACCGUCACCUUCGUGCGCAACAAAAAGUCCAACCGGGUUCUGCCCAACCGCCGCGUGAGGAGGAGGCCCCGCAACCAGAACCCCUGGACCCUCAAGAACCCCUUCAGGACACCAGGGAACCCCGAGGAGAAGUUCCAAGCGCAGGGGGAGGAAGAGCCGGAAGCCGGGGACACGACGGAGAACGUCAACCACAACAACAACGUCACCAACGUCGUCAGGUACUGGCCGCCGCCGCCUGCGCUUCCCUGCGCCCCCUCGCUCCCGCCCCCGCCGCCGCCUUACAUCCCGGGGGAGAGGAGGUGGGUGGUGCCCACGGUGGCGGCCACGGUGGCGGCACGGCCCAAGAAGAAGUCAGUGGUGUCGGGUCAGGACACGGUCAACAAGGCGCUGGUGUCAGAACUCAAAAUGAGACUGGAGCAGAAGAGGUUGCUCAAUCAUUUAUAAUGUGUGUGUGUGUGGGUGGGUGUGUGUGUGUGUGUGUUCUGGCAAUGCUUACUUAAUGGGGACAUCACUCUGUUUACACAGUCACCUUAAAGGUCUACUGAAACCCAUUACUACCGACCACGCAGUCUGAUAGUUUAUAUAUCAAUGAUGAAAUCUUAAAGGGGAACAUUAUCACCAGACCUAUGUAAGCGUCAAUAUAUACCUUGAUGUUGCAGAAAAAAGACCAUAUAUUGUUUUAACCGAUUUCCGAACUCUAAAUGGGUGAAUUUUGGCGAAUUAAACGCCUUUCUAAUAUUCGCUCUUGGAGCAUCGGGAAGCAAUCCGGCAUUUUCUCAAACACCGAGUCAAAUCAGCUCUGUUAUUUUCCGUUUUUUUCGACUGUUUUCCGUAACCUUGGAGACAUCAUGCCUCGUCGGUGUGUUGUCGGAGGGUGUAACAACACGAACAGGGACGGAUUCAAGUUGCACCAGUGGCCCAAAGAUGCGAAAGCGGCAAGAAAUUGGACGUUUAUUCCGCACACUUUACCGACGAAAGCUAUGCUACGACAGAGAUGGCAAGAAUGUGUGGAUAUCCUGCGACACUCAAAGCAGAUGCAUUUCCAACGAUAAAGUCAAAGAAAUCUGCCGCCAGACCCCCAUUGAAUCUGCCGGAGUGUGUGAGCAAUUCAGGGACAAAGGACCUCGGUAGCACGGCAAGCAAUGGCGGCAGUUUGUUCCCGCAGACGAGCGAGCUAAACCCCCUAUCGACCCUAGCUUCCCUGGCCUGCUGACAUCAACUCCAAAACUGGACAGAUCAGCUUUCAGGAAAAAGCGCGGAUGAGGGUAUGUCUACAGAAUAUAUUAAUUGAUGAAAAUUGGGCUGUCUCCACUCUCAAAGUGCAUGUUGUUGCCAAAUGUAUUUCAUAUGCUGUAAACCUAGUUCAUAGUUGUUAGUUUCCUUUAAUGCCAAACAAACACAUACCAAUCGUUGGUUAGAAGGCGAUCGCCGAAUUCGUCCUCGCUUUCUCCCGUGUCGCUGGCUGUCGAGUCGUUUUCGUCGGUUUCACUUGCAAACCGAUAUGGCUUAAUAGCUUCAGUUUCUUCUUCAAUUUCGUUUUCGCUACCUGCCUCCACACUACAACCAUUCGUAUCAAUACAUGCAUAAUC
Molecule: messenger RNA, 3830 nt
Organism: Nerophis lumbriciformis (worm pipefish)
Lineage: Eukaryota; Metazoa; Chordata; Actinopteri; Syngnathiformes; Syngnathidae
Gene: cdhr1a
Product: cadherin-related family member 1a
Biological process (GO): homophilic cell-cell adhesion
Cellular component (GO): plasma membrane
Molecular function (GO): calcium ion binding
Source: RefSeq, a predicted model, not a curated record